Molecule: messenger RNA, 567 nt
Organism: Dibothriocephalus latus
Lineage: Eukaryota; Metazoa; Platyhelminthes; Cestoda; Diphyllobothriidea; Diphyllobothriidae
Source: the annotation of a GenBank genome assembly
AUGCGAGAGCUGGACAUCAAUCAAACUUGGGUAAAGGAGAAGGCUCGUAGAGCACCGGAACGAUUGUUGGAAGAUCUGGAGGAGUCGAAAGAGGCACUCUUGCGUAAACAGCGUCUUUUGCAAACGGAGCUUGAGGAAACCCAACAAACUCUGCAAGAACAACAGCGCGAACGACAACACCAGCCUGAGCAGGCAGCUGCAACCUUAGCCGCCAAUUUGUAUUCUGUGAGCGGUGCCGCUAUGUCAGUGUACUUCAGUUCGUUUUUUUUCUGUUUGCAGGCCGAGGCAAAGUGUCUGGCCACCCAAAGACAGAAUUCGGAGCUGGCCUCUCGCGUUGAGGAAUUGGAGGAGAACCUGGAAGACAUGAGCACCAGACAUCGUCGCUCCGUGAUUGGAGCGUCCGCGUCCUCGCCAUCUCUUUCGGCCUACGUUGAGGAGCUUUCGCAGGCGACUGAGGAAAGAAAUAGCCUGCGUCAGGAGGUCGCUGAUCUGCAGGAGCGCUUGAAGGCAGCCGCCAAUGAGAGGGCCGGUGUAAGUAUUUCAAUACUAGUGCUGUAUAUCUUUUAG